AUUCAUGCAAAGCGAAGGCAGUUUAACAGUAGCUUUUUAUUCUGCCAAAUCUUUCCGCGUGUUACUUUUCACAUUGGGCAUCUCACGGAAGAAUACGUGGUUAACAAGUAAAUACCCUUAUACGGUUGCUAGAACGGACGUUCAUAAUGCCACACAGAAGUUUCUAAGCAAUUACCCUCGUGUGACGUAAUGAGGGAAUGGAAAAAAAGCCAUUUCAGAGUUUCUGCCAUAGCUAGAAACAAAUGUAUCACCUUUUCACCUUCAUAUGCGGGGCGUGUUCAAUCGGGUUCAUGGCAGACCCUCAACACGCUGCUCCAGGAAGUUCACGGAGAGUUACCUUCCAAUUGGAAGCUACGAGGUUUCCCGAGAAGUUCGACAUAUCAUCUGAUCCCAACAAUCCGCCGCCCGCUUCAUGCAGCCGUCAACGGAUGCGACAACCUGGGUCCGAUGACCCGAAUCCCUAUGGCGACGGACCAGAGACAGGGUCGCGGCCAUUCCGAGUACUUUGCCUGAGCAAGAAAGAUCUCUGCAUCGCGUUAGCAAUUUUCCUAUUCGGGGUGGUGUUAUCUUGUUCUUAUUAUUUCGUGGCACGACUGCUUUACCAACCGAAGUCAUCGGUACCGUGGGCCUGGCAAUUGCGCAAGAACGACCAUGGCAUUCCCCGCAUCUUGCUGUGGAACCGCAUCAUGAGGCCGCUUUCCUUCGACCUCAACGUCCCGGAUCUCCACACGCGCUGGUCUUCCAACGUGACCGCGUGCCCGGUCGGUGGUGACAUCUCAGUAUUGUGCGAGAUCACGGACAACCGUUCCCGCCUCAUGUGGAGCGAUGCCAUCGUGUUCGAGGCAGAUCGGCUCGAUACCUUGGACCUGCCGAUCGAGAGACACGAACUUCCGAUGCACCCCGACUUUCCGAUGUGGAUUCUGUGGGUGCAGAAUCACUUGUCGCCAUCGAGCGAAUUGCCGCGCAACUUUAACGUUCGAGGAGACGGCAAUCAGUGUAUACGCACUCGCUUCAAUUGGACCAUGGGUCACCGGGAGGACGCAGACAUCGUGGUGCCUUACAAGUCCUGGCGCUGCGGCGUGCCUGGAGACGUGGCUGUGGCUGCCACCGCAGAGCGCAACCGUAAAGCAGUCACCCGUUCUCGACACUUGAAACAGGCUGCGUGGAUUGUCAGCACUUGCGAGCAACACGGCUACCAGUUAAUGCGUUACAGGCACAGGAAUGAAGAAACGGACACCCCGCACGAUCACAGCAUCCCGCUAGUACACCUUGAUCUGUUUCGCGACUGCGCAAGUGGAAUCUGCCAGACGAGGCACCAGUGCUUGAGAUAUAUCGCUGCAAACUAUUACUUCCUCGUUGUUAGACUGGAGCCUGACUGCUUCCACAGCCAAUACGAGCUAAUCUAUGACGCCUUCGAAUACGACCUGGUUCCUGUUGUGUUGGUGCCGCCAAACACGACCCUCAACGUUCCGCCUCAUUCCGUGGUGAGCUCGGCAGACCUUCAACGACCGGGCGAGCUAGCUACAUUCCUGAACUUUUUAAUCCGUAAUCGUGUAGAAUACAAGCGCUACUUCGAGUGGAAGAAGCGCUGUUCCCUGAUCCCCACCGACGUCCAGCUUUGCCCGCUCUGCCGAGCUUUUCAUGAGAAGUUCGCUCGCCAGCAGAAGCAUCCGGACGCCUACGAUUGGUGGACAGCACGAUCUAUAUGCCACGGUUACACUCCGUCUUUGUACGGUUUGGACUGGGCUUUCGUCGACUCGAGGGAUCCUUGGGUUUUUUAAUCUACGGGAUAAUGGGUAAGCUACCUGCGCAGGCUUUUUUCUUCGCCAAAGUAACAUGUGCAAGCUGAUAAUGAAAUCGCUGUGAAUUUUUUCCAGCAUUGCUUUUUUUUUUUUGGUGUACGCUCUGGCUGCUCUUCUUUAAAAUGUGUUUUACGAAAUAAACUUUGCGAUUA
This is a messenger RNA of Dermacentor silvarum, 1954 nucleotides long. Its product is annotated as alpha-(1,3)-fucosyltransferase 7. NCBI's taxonomy places the organism in Eukaryota, Metazoa, Arthropoda, Arachnida, Ixodida, Ixodidae. The transcript has 2 exons. Gene Ontology annotation, cellular component: membrane. Bases 243 to 1781 code for a protein of 512 amino acids. Gene Ontology annotation, molecular function: alpha-(1->3)-fucosyltransferase activity. The record is from RefSeq and is a predicted model, not a curated record.